AUGCACACACGCUCUAGGGGUCUACCUUUAGAGCCUAUCGAUCUUGAGAUCGAAGCAUCCAACAGAAGGAGAAACGCUUUGAGAAGGCUAAAUCAAAGGAUCCGAGUCUCUUCUCCUGUCCAAAGACGAUCACCUUCAUCAGUUCAAGAAUCACCGUCACCUACUCCGUCACCAGUUCACUCCCCUAUUCAGUUUGAGCCGCAUUCUCCUAUUCUGAUGGAGAACGGAGACGGGAAUGAUGUUCCACCACCUCCUCCAACGAAUGCUCAGCUUCAACAACAACUCGAAGACUUGCAGAGGCGGCUAGAUCAAAGGCAGAAUGUGAUACAUGUCCAAAACAUGUAUGCCUAUCAUGGGGUGGCAAACCCACCCGUUGGCAACAAUGUUCAUGCCAACACAUUUGAACUCAGGAGAGGAUUAAUUCAGAUGGCUGAAAACAAUGCUUUUAGAGGCCGACCCACCGAGGAUCCUAACAAGCAUCUCACUAAAUUCAUCCAGAUCUGCAACACGACGAAGAUAAAUGGAGUCACAGAUGAACAGAUCAGAUUAAGGGUAUUCCCUUUUUCUCUGGAGGAUGAUGCCAAGGAUUGGCUGGACAGUAUGGAGCCCGACUCCAUUCGCACGUGGGAGGCCAUGGUUGAGAAGUUCUUAGAAAAAUACUACCCACCGAGUGAGGCAUUGAAGAGGCAGUCAGAAAUCAUUUCGUUUGAGAUGACUCCCCAAGAGAGUAUCCAAGGAGCUUGGGAAAGAUUCAAGGGGCUGAUGAAGAGGUGCCCCAAUCAUGGGCUGAAUCCGACGCAUCAAGUCCUAGCAUUCUAUAGGGGGUGUCUGCCUGAAGCAAAGCGCGAACUGAACUUAAGCGCAGGGGGGUCAUUGCUAAAGAAGGGAGAAGCAGAGGCCAUGGAGGUGAUUGAGAGAGUGACCUCUAAUGAUGAAGGCUGGAACAACGAGAGGAGCAACAUACACAGAGUAGCCGCUGCCGCAGAGAGCAGCCAUAUGGACAGCAUGUAUAAACAAAUGGAGCUCCUCCACAAGAAGAUAGAUCUCAUGGGGAUGGGACCGGAUAUACAGGAGCAGAAAGAGUGUGUAAAGGAUGUUAGCUACAUACACCAAGGGGGCAAUAGAUACUAUAACAACUCCCGCCCCAAUCAAGGGGGUGGAGGUUACAAUCAUUUUGGGAAUAAGGCGCAUCCUAACCUAUCAUAUGGGAACCCCAACAAUGCCCUUCAACCACCACCGGGGUUCACGGUUUCUCAAGGAAUGAUCACUAAGCCGCAUAACAAAAGUUCAGAGGACAUAUUGAAUGCAUUCAUGAUUCAGUCACACAAGAACAUGGAGCAUACUAAUCAAAGGCUAGAGAAAGUUGAGAAUAAUAUGCAUGGCAUGGCAGGACAUAUGAAGAGCCUGGAGACGCAGAUGAGUCAGAUUGCCCAAGCCGUGGGACAAUUACAUCAAUCGGGGCAAUUCCCAAGCACUACAGUUCCAAAUCCAAAAGACUGCAAGGCAAUCUACUUAAGGGGUGGGACAAGCUAUGAGAGUCCUCCUAUGCCCGAGGUGGAAGCUAAAGAAGUACCCGAAGAGAAAGAAGAAGAGGAGAUUGAGAUGGAAGCACCUCUUAUGCAGUCUGAGGUUCAACCCGAGACAAUUGCUCCUCCCACGCCACAAGAGGUUAAAAUUCCUUUUCCUCAAGUGGUGCAAAAGAAGAAGUUGGAUGAGAAGCUUGUUAAGUUCCUUGAGAUCUUCAAGAGAGUGCACCUCAAUAUUCCUCUUAUUGAGGCUCUCCAACAAAUGCCCGGCUACCUCAAGUUUUUGAAAGAGAUUGUGUCCAAUAAGAAGAGGUUGGUUGAUUAUGAAACCGUAAACUUGACCGAGAAUUGUAGUGCAAUCAUCCAAGAAAAGAUGCCGGCAAAGAUGAAAGAUCCGGGGAGCUUUAACAUUUCUUGUGUGAUCGGGAAUGAUAGGCAAACUAAGGCCUUGUGUGACUUAGGGGCAAGCAUAAAUCUCAUGCCUUUAAGCUUCUUCUGA
Salvia splendens (bonfire salvia) is the source of this 2025-nucleotide messenger RNA. RefSeq lists its product as uncharacterized. The transcript has a single exon. The record is from RefSeq and is a predicted model, not a curated record. NCBI's taxonomy places the organism in Eukaryota, Viridiplantae, Streptophyta, Magnoliopsida, Lamiales, Lamiaceae. Bases 1 to 2025 code for a protein of 674 amino acids.